Molecule: messenger RNA, 1027 nt
Organism: Didymella exigua CBS 183.55
Lineage: Eukaryota; Fungi; Ascomycota; Dothideomycetes; Pleosporales; Didymellaceae
Exons: 1
Coding region: 213-851 (212 amino acids)
Source: RefSeq, a predicted model, not a curated record
GGUGUGGACGCUGGUCUCAGCGACAACUGCAGCCCGCCUUGUCCGGGGCGCCGGGGGAAAGGUUGGUGUCACAAUUUCAGGCUUGUUGUGCUGCUGCUGGCGAGCCUAUGGUCCACACGAGCUGGCCCACCCGGCCAACCAGCCAAGCAGACUACGAGCUGUGCACUGCACGAUACGGCCGGACCGUGCUUGUCCAGGCCAACUAGUCGACCAUGUACAGAGGACCAUGCACAGAGGAGCAUGUACAGAGGAACAUGUACAGAGGAACAUGGACAGAGGAACACGUACAGAGGAACGUGGACAGAGGAACAUGUACGUCUGUGAGGCUGACCCGCUCUGCCAUUGCUUCUCCCAACGCCUCGCCGCCGUCCCAGCCGCCCUCCUCUGCGUUGGGCCGCGCUGACAAGUCGCUCCGUCUCGGCGGGGACGCGGGAAGAUCCGUGACGCAGCUCGCUUGUCGCCCACGUUCACCUUCAUCCAUGCUUCGAUCAUGCACGGGGCGCAGGAGAAUGGCCUUGCAUGAGUGCAAAAGGACGGAAGCCCUUGUUGCGUGUGUGCCGUGUCGGGCUUCUCACGGCUGCUGGGCUUCUCACGGCUGCUGCAUACACCCGAGUCUGCAAACGUCCAGGGAUCAGAUGGCAGCUGUCAAGGAGCUGUCGAAUGCCACUGCAUCAACCCAACCACUGGUGAACAGUCGGACACUAACCACCUCACCACAGGUGAAGGGUUGGACACUCACCACCUCACCACAGGUGAGAAGCUGGACACUAACCACCUCACCACAAGUGACAGGUCAGAGAAAUCUACAAGUCAAGGUCAAAGAUCUACAAGUCAGGGUCAAAGAAUACUAAAGUCAAGGUCAAAGAAUGCUACAAGUCAAGGUCAAAGAAUACUACAGGUCAAGAAUACUGCAGGUCAAGAAUACUGCAGGUCAAGAAUACUGCAGGUCAAGAAUACUGCAGGUCAAGAAUACUACAGGUCAAGAAUACUACAGGUCAAAGCCGCCCUCACCUCCCACGUCAACACC